UGCUUCGCCGCAAAGCUACGUGUAACCUUGCGACGCGUGUUGCGCUCCGGUCGCAUAAGCGUCAGCGGCUGUCGCUGCGAGUGCGUGGCGGGUUGUCCAGGUAACCACGGGAGUUGUCGCUGUCUGGUAGCAUCUGAGAGACAAGUGUGCGUCAUGCAGUUGAAGCACCUGAGGACCCUGCUGAGCCCUCAGGAUGGAGCUGCAAAGGUGACUUGCAUGGCUUGGUCCCAGAACAAUGCCAAAUUUGCUGUCUGCACAGUGGACCGAGUAGUCUUACUGUAUGAUGAACAUGGAGAACGGAGAGAUAAAUUCUCCACCAAACCAGCUGACAUGAAGUAUGGCAGGAAGAGCUAUAUGGUGAAGGGCAUGGCUUUUUCUCCUGAUUCCACUAAAAUUGCCAUAGGACAGACUGACAACAUCAUCUAUGUCUACAAGAUUGGAGAAGAUUGGGGUGACAAGAAAGUCAUCUGCAACAAGUUCAUCCAGACGAGUGCUGUCACUUGUCUGCAGUGGCCCGCAGAGUACAUCAUUGUCUUUGGGCUGGCUGAAGGGAAGGUUCGUUUAGCAAACACCAAAACUAAUAAAUCAUCUACCAUCUAUGGGACAGAGUCUUACGUGGUGUCCCUGACAACAAAUUGCUCUGGGAAAGGAAUUCUCUCUGGUCAUGCAGAUGGUACCAUUGUUAGGUAUUUCUUUGAUGAUGAAGGCUCUGGAGAGUCACAGGGGAAGUUGGUUAACCACCCGUGUCCACCCUAUGCCUUGGCAUGGGCAACCAAUAGCAUUGUGGCUGCAGGCUGUGAUCGGAAGAUUGUAGCCUAUGGAAAAGAAGGCCACGUGCUACAAACUUUUGAUUAUAGCCGUAACCCUCAGGAGCGGGAGUUCACCACAGCUGUAGCAAGUCCUGGGGGCCAGUCUGUUGUGCUAGGAAGUUAUGACAGGCUUCGGGUGUUCAACUGGAGCCCUCAAAGAAGCAUCUGGGAAGAGGCAAAGCCCAAGGAGAUUGCCAAUUUAUACACCAUCACUGCCUUGGCCUGGAAGCGGGAUGGCUCACGGCUCUGUGUGGGCACACUAUGUGGUGGGGUGGAACAGUUUGACUGCUGUCUCCGAAGGAGUAUUUACAAGAACAAGUUUGAGCUGACGUAUGUGGGACCUAGCCAGGUGAUUGUGAAGAACCUGUCAUCAGGAACCCGAGUGGUGCUCAAGUCACACUAUGGCUAUGAGGUGGAAGAGGUGAAAAUCCUAGGAAAGGAACGUUACUUGGUGGCCCACACAUCAGACACACUGCUGCUGGGGGACCUGAACACUAAUCGGCUUAGUGAGAUAGCCUGGCAAGGAUCUGGUGGCAAUGAGAAGUAUUUCUUUGAAAAUGAGAAUGUAUGCAUGAUCUUCAAUGCCGGAGAGCUAACCCUGGUGGAAUAUGGGAAUAAUGACACCUUGGGUUCCGUACGCACUGAAUUCAUGAACCCCCACCUCAUCAGUGUUCGUAUUAAUGAGAGGUGUCAGCGAGGAACAGAAGAUAAUAAGAAAUUGGCUUAUCUUAUUGAUAUUAAGACUAUUGCUAUAGGUGAGUGGACCGGAAACUAUUUCGUGUGGAGAAGAGCGCUAGCUAAGGCCUUAGGCAUUGGCUGCGACCACCAGAGGUGUGAGACAACCUGCUACCGGCAGGGACUGAGGGAGGCAGGAUGGGAGCAUGUGUCCUUUGCGUGUCAUCCAGGCAUAGAAAGGGCACCAGAAGAAUCAACAUUCUCUGAGUUAGGAUAUACCAGCUCAGCAGAAAGCAGAUCAGUAAGCUUUGAAAUGCAGCAUGAACCUGAGUGGUGGGUUAGCUCACCACAUCUUACCAUUAAGGAAAUAGUCAAAAGCAGGAGACAACCCACAUCCCCUUCUAAUUGUGUUAUCUGUUGCUUCUUUCUUCAGUUGCAUCUAUAUGAUAUUGAAAGCUGCUCUAAGACGAUGAUCCUCAACUUCUGCUCCUACGUGCAGUGGGUCCCAGGAAGUGAUGUGCUGGUAGCUCAGAACCGAAACAGCCUGUGUGUGUGGUACAACAUUGAGGCACCUGAGAGAGUCACCAUGUUCACUAUUAGGGGUGAUGUUAUAGGUCUGGAGCGGGGCGGGGGAAAGACCGAGGUGAUGGUGAUGGAAGGUGUGACUACUGUUGCCUACACACUGGAUGAGGGCCUCAUCGAGUUUGGAACAGCCAUUGAUGAUGGCGACUACAUCCGGGCAACAGCCUUCUUAGAGACUCUGGAAAUGACCCCAGAAACAGAGGCAAUGUGGAAAACCUUGAGUAAACUGGCACUAGAGGCAAGGCAACUACACAUUGCGGAGAGGUGCUUUUCUGCUUUGGGCCAAGUAGCAAAAGCUCGAUUCCUGCAUGAGACCAAUGAGAUUGCAGAUCAAGUGUCCCGGGAAUAUGGCGGAGAAGGAACAGACUUUUAUCAGGUCCGAGCACGUCUAGCCAUGCUGGAAAAGAACUACAAACUGGCCGAAAUGAUCUUUUUGGAACAGAACGCUGUGGAGGAGGCCAUGGGCAUGUACCAGGAGCUACACCGUUGGGAUGAGUGUAUCGCUGUGGCUGAAGCCAAGGGGCACCCAGCCCUAGAGAAGCUACGCCGUAGUUACUACCAGUGGCUUAUGGACACACAGCAGGAGGAGCGAGCAGGUGAACUACAGGAGAGCCAAGGGGAUGGGCUAGCAGCCAUCAGCCUCUACCUCAAAGCUGGGCUCCCUGCCAAAGCUGCUCGGCUGGUGCUGACCCGAGAGGAACUGCUAGCCAACACAGAGCUGGUAGAACACAUCACUGCAGCCCUUAUCAAGGGGGAACUCUACGAAAGGGCAGGUGAUCUCUUUGAGAAGAUUCACAAUCCACAGAAGGCCCUGGAGUGCUACCGUAAAGGCAACGCAUUCAUGAAAGCGGUAGAGCUGGCUCGACUGGCCUUCCCAGUGGAGGUGGUGAAACUGGAGGAGGCAUGGGGGGACCACCUGGUGCAGCAGAAGCAGCUUGAUGCAGCCAUUAAUCACUACAUCGAAGCCAGGUGCUCCAUUAAGGCAAUUGAGGCCGCCCUGGGUGCCCGCCAGUGGAAGAAGGCAAUUUAUAUAUUAGAUCUACAGGACCGGAACACUGCGUCCAAAUACUAUCCUCUCGUGGCCCAACACUAUGCAUCCCUGCAGGAGUAUGAGAUUGCUGAGGAGCUCUAUACUAAGGGAGACCGGACAAAAGAUGCUAUAGACAUGUACACCCAGGCUGGCUGUUGGGAACAAGCCCACAAGCUGGCGAUGAAAUGCAUGAGACCAGAAGAUGUAUCAGUGUUAUACAUCACUCAGGCCCAGGAAAUGGAGAAGCAGGGCAAGUACCGUGAGGCUGAAAGGCUAUAUGUGACAGUAGAAGAGCCUGAUCUUGCCAUCACCAUGUACAAAAAGCACAAGUUGUAUGAUGACAUGAUCCGCCUGGUAGGGAAGCACCAUCCAGAUCUCCUCAGUGACACACACCUACAUCUAGGCAAGGAGCUGGAGGCUGAAGGCCGACUACAGGAGGCCGAGUACCACUACCUCGAGGCCCAGGAAUGGAAGGCAACAGUGAACAUGUACCGGGCCAGUGGGCUUUGGGAAGAGGCCUACCGGGUGGCCAGGACUCAAGGAGGGGCUAAUGCCCACAAACACGUGGCCUAUCUGUGGGCAAAGAGCCUGGGAGGAGAGGCUGCAGUUAGACUGCUUAACAAGCUGGGACUCCUGGAAGCUGCUGUUGACCACGCUGCGGACAAUUGCUCCUUUGAAUUUGCCUUUGAACUCUCUCGGCUGGCCCUCAAGCACAAAACCCCCGAGGUUCAUCUCAAAUAUGCUAUGUUCCUAGAGGAUGAGGGGAAAUUCAAAGAGGCUGAAGCUGAAUUCAUCAGAGCUGGUAAACCCAAGGAAGCAGUCCUCAUGUUUGUCCAUAACCAGGAUUGGGAGGCAGCUCAGCGUGUGGCUGAGGCCCACGACCCUGACAGUGUCGCCGAGGUGCUUGUGGGACAGGCCCAGGGGGCCUUGGAGGAGAAGGACUUUCAGAAAGCAGAAGGGCUGCUGCUCCGGGCCCAGAGACCAGGCCUGGCCCUCAAUUAUUAUAAGGAGGCUGGAUUAUGGAGUGACGCUCUACGGAUCUGCAAGGACUAUGUGCCCAGCCAGCUGGAGGCUCUGCAGGAAGAGUAUGAGCGGGAAGCUACUAAGAAGGGGGCCAGGGGUGUGGAGGGACUCGUGGAACAAGCUCGACACUGGGAGCAGGCUGGAGAGUACAGCCAUGCUGUGGACUGCUACCUCAAAGUGCGAGACUCUGGGAACAGCGGACUGGCGGAGAAGUGCUGGAUGAAGGCAGCCGAACUCUCCAUCAAGUUUCUGCCUCCUCAGCGUAAUAUGGAGGUCGUUCUGGCUGUAGGACCCCAGCUGAUUGGAAUUGGAAAGCACAGUGCAGCUGCAGAGCUGUAUCUGAAUCUGGACCUUGUCAAGGAAGCAAUUGAUGCUUUCAUCGAGGGUGAGGAGUGGAACAAGGCUAAGCGUGUAGCUAAGGAGUUAGAUCCCAGGUACGAAGACUAUGUGGACCAGCAUUAUAAAGAGUUCCUCAAGAACCAGGGCAAAGUGGACUCGCUGGUGGGUGUGGAUGUGAUAGCUGCUUUGGACCUGUAUGUGGAGCAGGGCCAGUGGGACAAGUGCAUUGAAACAGCUACCAAGCAGAACUACAAGAUUCUGCACAAGUACGUGGCUUUGUAUGCAACUCACUUGAUCCGGGAGGGUAACUCUGCCCAGGCAUUGGCCCUAUAUGUACAGCACGGAGCCCCUGCUAACCCACAGAACUUCAAUAUCUACAAAAGGAUCUUCACUGACAUGGUGAGCUCUCCUGGAACCAACUGUGCCGAGGCCUAUCAUAGCUGGGCUGAUCUUCGAGAUGUCCUCUUCAACCUGUGUGAAAACCUGGUGAAGUCCAGUGAGGCAAACUCUCCAGCCCAUGAGGAGUUCAAGACGAUGCUGCUGAUUGCUCAUUACUAUGCCACGCGCUCUGCGGCCCAGAGUGUCAAACAGCUGGAAACUGUGGCUGCCAGACUUUCUGUUUCACUCUUGCGUCACACCCAGCUACUACCUGUAGACAAAGCCUUCUAUGAAGCAGGCAUUGCUGCCAAGGCAGUUGGCUGGGAGAACAUGGCAUUCAUCUUCCUCAAUCGCUUUUUGGACCUGACCGACGCAAUCGAGGAGGGGACUCUGGAUGGCCUUGACCACUCUGAUUUUCAGGAUACAGACAUUCCCUUUGAGGUGCCACUCCCAGCCAAGCAGCAUGUACCGGAGGCUGAGAGAGAAGAGGUUCGAGACUGGGUGCUUACAGUCUCCAUGGACCAGCGGCUGGAGCAGGUUCUGCCUCGGGAUGAGCGUGGUGCCUACGAGGCCUCCCUAGUGGCAGCAAGCACUGGGGUUCAAGCCCUGCCCUGCCUUAUUACAGGAUACCCCAUUCUGAGGAACAAAAUAGAAUUUAAGCGGCCAGGGAAGGCUGCUAACAAGGACAACUGGAAUAAAUUCCUUAUGGCCAUCAAGACCUCCCACAGCCCAGUGUGCCAGGACGUGCUGAAAUUCAUCAGUCAGUGGUGUGGAGGGCUCCCCAGCACCAGCUUUUCCUUUCAGUAGUCGGUAGAGCUGAGGAAGAGUUAGGGCCUCUCCCUCAUUAAAGUUUUAUAAAUAACUGA
Molecule: messenger RNA, 5702 nt
Organism: Cercocebus atys (sooty mangabey)
Lineage: Eukaryota; Metazoa; Chordata; Mammalia; Primates; Cercopithecidae
Gene: IFT172
Product: intraflagellar transport 172
Exons: 48
Coding region: 154-5643 (1829 amino acids)
Biological process (GO): intraciliary transport
Cellular component (GO): ciliary basal body; axoneme; intraciliary transport particle B
Molecular function (GO): protein binding
Source: RefSeq, a predicted model, not a curated record